Messenger RNA from Botrytis cinerea B05.10, 2600 nucleotides. RefSeq lists its product as hypothetical. The transcript has 8 exons. The coding region runs from base 404 to 2419 and encodes 671 amino acids. NCBI's taxonomy places the organism in Eukaryota, Fungi, Ascomycota, Leotiomycetes, Helotiales, Sclerotiniaceae. The record is from RefSeq and is a predicted model, not a curated record. Gene Ontology annotation, molecular function: oxidoreductase activity.
GACCGUCAUCAAGCCAUCGUCUGUUGCAAAAGAUCUACUGGAUAUGCAUACGAAUAUCACGCUAUACGCAUCAAGCCGUUACACUGCCAUAUGCACAAGCUCUCACUUAUACAAUGGCGAUUCGUGAAUCAUGUUUCUUUCAUUUAGCUGAAUUCUCGUGAUUAUCUUGGCGCCAUGCUCAGCAGCUUUUCUCAUGUAGACAGCCGUAUAAAAGACUUCUUUGAAAACUACGCCCCCAUGCGCCUUUAUCUAGCCAUUGCCAGCACAGCAUUCAAAAGUGGUUAUAUACUCCUAAACCCCUCUUCACUUUUAAAUCACUCAAACCUUCUCAUUCUAUCUCAAUCUGAUAGCUAAGCAUUUUCACAUCUCACAUAAGAAAGUCCAGACGCAGUACUUGGCAAUCAUGGCUGCCAUCCCGGCACUUAACUACCCUAUCACCGGCCCUCCAAAGCCUUCUCCUGCUCCUGCUGACGGAUCUGUUCCCUUGAGGCGUGAGAUUCGUGAUCUCCAACAUAACUUUCCUGACCAAUGGACGCUUUACAUACUCGGUCUUCAGGCCUUUCAACAACUUGACGAGAAGUCAGAUUUAUCAUGGUAUGGAAUCGCGGGUAUUCAUGGACGCCCCUAUCGUCCCUGGGGUGGGGUACAAGGAGAUAACCCGGCUGGAUGGCAGGGCUACUGCACCCACAGCUCCAUUCUCUUUGCACCAUGGCAUCGUCCGUACCUUGCAUUGUUUGAGCAAUACCUGUAUCAAAUCAUACAAAAGAUCGCUGCUACGUUCCCCACUUCCACAAAGGCCCGUUAUCAACAAGCUGCCCUGACUUUCCGUAUGCCAUACUGGGACUGGGCUGCUGCACCCCCCGCUGGUGAUAAGUACUUUCCUACUGUUGUUGGACAGCCAUUGAUCCAAAUCAUUACUCCAACCUCGAAUAAUAAGCCAGUUCAAAUCAAUAAUCCACUCUACUCCUACAAAUUCAACCCAUUGAAUCCUUUAAAGGGUGAUUUCCCUAGUGCUCCGGAAUCACGAUGGCCAACCACUCUUCGGUAUCCAACCAGUGGAAGUGCAACCGCCAAAUCUCAAGAGCAACAGGUCUUUGACGCUAUGGAAUCACAAUUUGAUUCGUACCAAAGUAAUGUUUACUUGAUCAUGAGAGACCCCAAUUAUAAGCAGUUUGAUGCCUUUAGCAAUCACCAAUGGGCAUCAAACAAUGCUCCGGGAACAUAUGGUAGUAUCGAAGAUGUGCACAACAGUGUUCAUAGUGAAACUGGUGGGAAUGGACAGAUGGGCGAUCCUGAUUAUGCAGCAUUUGAUCCAUUGUUCUGGUUGCAUCACACCAAUGUCGAUCGUCAAUUUGCCAUCUGGCAAGCAUUAAACCCCAACAGCUAUGCAAUCAACAAGCCUUCCGGCGAUGGAACAUUUUCCAUCCAAAGUGGUAGCCAAGAAACAAGCACUACCCCCUUGACGCCAUUCAACAAUGCCACUGGGAAAACCUACUGGACUUCCGAAGGUGUGCGUAGUACAGCCACGUUCAACUACGCCUACCCCGAGACUCAACAAUGGAAGUAUCCUACUGCCCAGCAAUAUCAAACGAGUGUUCUCGUCGCAGUGCAGACAUUGUAUGGAGCUACUAGUAACCAAUUCAUGCAAUUGAUGGGCGUACAAACUGCUGCUGCACCAGAACAAAUUUCUACCCAGGCCGAAAAUAUUGUUGCAGGUAGCAGUAAUGCAGCUCAGAAACCUACCGGUAAUGGUGCUGCAUCAUCUUCUGACGGACACAACUUUUUGUCAAAUCUUCUUCACAGUUCCGCCAAGGCCAAGCCAAAGCCUGGUGACGCCAUUAGAGGUGGAGAGGACUUUGAGUCCGAGAUUGGAAAACCAUCUGAAGCUCCUGCCGCCGCGGAACCAAUCAAAUACCGUGAAUACAUUUGCAAUAUCCGUGCUCCCAAGCAUAUUCUCCAUCAAACCUAUCGAGUCCGAAUCUUCCUUGGAGAUUUCAAUUCCGAUCCUGCAACUUGGGCAACCGAGCAAUCCACCAUUGGCACCUUCUCUUCCUUUGGUAAAAAUCCCGAAACCACCGGAUGCGGAAAAUGCAUCAAAGACGAAGCACGUUCCCUCAUGAUCUCCGGCACCGUUCCUUUAACCCCCAUCCUCCUCAAACUGUACAAGAAUGGCGAUCUCGGAUCUCUCGAAGUCGAGAAUGUCAUUCCGUAUUUGAGACAAAAUCUCCAUUGGAGAGUUACACUCGCUGAUGGGACUGAGAUUGACAGGGGAGAUGUUGAGGGACUUAAGAUUAGUGUGGUGAGUACAGAGGUGAGGUGUGCGCAGGGAGGGUUCCCGGAGUAUAGUGGGGAGUAUGAGGUGCAUAGUGAGGUUACAGGAGGAAGACCAGCCGGUUUAGGAGAGGGAGAUAGGAUUUAGGUGUUUUUUGAAUGGUAAGCAGUAGGUGAUUGGGAAAAAAUGAAAUUGACAUUGUUUCUUCUUUUCUAGCUAGUUUCAAAAUGCAAAUGUUCUUUCUUUGAUCAUCGUCGAAGUCACUACCUUCGGUGAUUUUGGUGCUAGUGAAGAAUACUGAGCUUGAGAUAGAGUUUGAGGUGACUGA